CAAGCUACACAAGCUCCGUCUGUCUGAUCAAUUGUACAUUAAUAAAGUGCAUAAUAGAAGCGGAGCAUACCAGUAAAGUUCUUUAAAUGAUUUGAUGGACAGAACACACACCAACACACAGAAAGACAAAGUGUUCUCCAGACGAGGGGGCGUUCACUGUCCGCUCCAUGUGUUACAUAAAGGAGCGUGUCAGUGCGAGUGGGUCCCUGAACGCUGCAGGACGGUUUCACCAGAGGCUCGUCGGUCCGCAGGCAACAGCCAGUGUCCGGUCUGCUUCAACACCCACGGGCUGCUUCUGCUGUCACCGAGACGAGGCAGCUGUACGCGACCAUGGCGGCGUCACUCCUGAGGAUGGGCCGACGGGGCUGCGUCAAGGCUGAAAGCUGGAUUCAUCUGAGCAGAGCACCUGCAGCUGUAGCCUUGAGCACAAAGUCUGGGGGUAACAAAAAGUCAUUCAAAAAGAGUAACUCAGACAAAAACCAGGCUAAAACAUACUUCGAUAUAGAGAAACUUGUCCAGCACAAGACGUAUGAGCCUCCCAAGAAAGAAGCUUCUCCAGCUGCAGCAGCGGCAGCAGCAGCAGCAGCUGCUAAAUCAGCAGCAGAGCCCAUGUCCAUGGUUACUCCCACCGCUGAAGCGAUCCCUGACCCAGCUUCAGCAGCAGAAGCUGCUCCUCUUAUUGAAGCAGUCACUGAAACCAUCCCAGUUGUUGAGGCUGUCGCUGAAGCUGUACCACUGGCUGAAGCCACCGCAGAGGCUGCUGCCUCUUUAACUACAACUGCUGCCCCAGUAGAAGCGGCUCCUGUAGAAGCGGCCCCAGAGCCUGUGACUGAAGUGGCUCCCGUAGAAGUGGCUCCCGUAGAAGCGGCCCCAGAGCCCGUGGCUGAAGCGGCUCCCGUAGAAGCGGCUCCCGUAGAAGCGGCUCCCGUAGAAGCGGCUCCCGUAGAAGCGGCUCCCGUAGAAGUGGCUCCCGUAGAAGCGGCCCCAGAGCCCGUGGCUGAAGCGGCUCCCGUAGAAGCGGCUCCCGUAGAAGCGGCUCCCGUAGAAGUGGCUCCCGUAGAAGCGGCCCCAGAGUCCUUGGCUGAAGCGGCUCCCGUGGAAGCAGCCCAUGUAGAGGCGGCCCCGGUAGAAGCGGCCCCAGAGUCCAUGGCUGAAGCGGCUCCUGUAGAAGCGGCCCCAGAGUCCGUGGCUGAAGCGACCCCUGUAGAAGCGGCCCCAGAGCCCGUGGCUGAAGCGGCUCCCGUAGAAGCGGCCCCAGAGCCCGUGGCUGAAGCGGCCCCCGUUGAAGCGGCCCCCGUUGAAGCGGCCCCCGUUGAAGCGGCCCCCGUUGAAGCGGCCCCUGUUGAAGCGGCCCCUGUGGCUGAAGCGGCCCCUGUAGAAGCGGCCGCAGAGACCGUGGCUGAAGCGGCCCCUGUCGAAGUGGCUGAAGCGGCCCCUGUAGAAGCGGCCCCAGAGACCGUGGCUGAAGCGACCCCUGUAGAAGUGGCUGAAGCAGCUCCUGUAGAAGCGGCCCCUGUGGCUGAAGCGGCCCCUGUAGAAGUGACUGCUGAAGGCUCCAGUCCUGCAGAGAGCCCUGAGGAGCUGGGGGACCCUGCCCCGGUCCUAGCUGAAGCUGCUGGAGAUGAACCAGUUGAACCAUCUGAGGCUCCGAUGGAUCCCAUUCAGAAGCUCUUCCUGGACUCCAUACGCGAGUACUCCUCAAAGAGCCAGGCCUCUGGGGGGCUGGUGGAUGCAGGGUCCGCUUACGACAAGGCUUUAGCGGAGGAGAUUGCAAAGCUUCAGAGACUCUAUGGUGGUGGAGACCUCGAGUCUUUCCCAGUGUUCAAGUUCACAGAGCCCAAGUUGGAGGAAGUUUCCCAGAAGUAAACGAUCAGCACUUUUUCCUCCUGUUGCCUGUCAUACGUUGUUCAUCUCCACAGUGGAACAUUAUCUGUACCUUUAACUGUCCCUUUACUCGUUUGUAUGUGAGGCUGUGUCAGUGUCUAGAUAUGGAAGAUGAAAUAUGAGCUGUACAUAUUUGGCAGGCCGAGUGAAUUUAGUGCUCCAACACAACGUGUGUGUGUAGAUUGACCCAUGGCUGAGCUUUGUGUAAGGAAAACAAUAAAAUCCAUUUCGUAUC
Messenger RNA from Scophthalmus maximus (turbot), 2119 nucleotides. RefSeq lists its product as uncharacterized. The record is from RefSeq and is a predicted model, not a curated record. Bases 331 to 1866 code for a protein of 511 amino acids. Gene Ontology annotation, biological process: proton motive force-driven ATP synthesis. The transcript has 7 exons. Lineage: Eukaryota; Metazoa; Chordata; Actinopteri; Pleuronectiformes; Scophthalmidae. Gene Ontology annotation, molecular function: proton transmembrane transporter activity.